CAUAUUUUGAUUACUUUGAGAUCCUUUCCUAUUCUUUCUUUGUAUUAUUUCCUUGGAUUGCUCUUUUGACUUGCUCUCGACUGUUGCUGGCUUCUCGACCGUUGCUGACUUGUGCUCUUUCUUUGCUGUCUCAUGGUACAUUUUAUUUUCUCUGAAUCCUCAGUAACUGAUGUUUGACAGGUAUGGAUGAUGAAGAUGACAGUAGUUUGACUCUCCAUGAGGUGCUGGAUGACAAAUUGAGGGUUCGAUAUUUUAAGGGAUACCUUGCAGCAGUUGCUCAAGCUAUCAAGCCAGCCCCCUCUUGAUCUUCUUAAUAGAUACAAGGGUGUUAUUUACUCAUAUUUUCUUUAAAAGCAAUGUUAAAUCACAUCAUAAUCGUAUUUGAGCAUUCUUGAUCUCAUGCCAAGUAAGCUAUGCUAUGUUGGUUUUUACUGGAUGAUUUACUAUUGCUAAUGCCUUCUCAUUUGGUUUGCCAAUGAUGACCGGUUAGAUUAGACAUAAAAACAGCAAAUGAAAUAAAGGGUGAUUAUAUCA
Molecule: messenger RNA, 534 nt
Organism: Rubroshorea leprosula
Lineage: Eukaryota; Viridiplantae; Streptophyta; Magnoliopsida; Malvales; Dipterocarpaceae
Source: the annotation of a GenBank genome assembly